AUGGCUGUGGAGGACAACAGGCUGAAUCUGAUUCAAUCCCGGAUUAGAGAUUUUCCAGAUUUUCCUCAAAAAGGGAUAAUUUUCAGAGACAUCUGUCCCAUCCUGAAGGACCCUGCAGCAUUGUCAGCUGUGACCAGUCUGUUUGAAGAACAUGUGAGGGCUCAGUUUCAGCAGGUGGAUCUUGUUGUAGGUUUGGAUGCCCGGGGCUUCCUGUUUGGACCCCUCCUAGCCCAGAGACUUGGGGUUGGCUUCGUCCUGGUACGAAAGAAGGGUAAACUACCUGGAGCCACUGUCUCAGUUGCAUAUAACCUAGAGUAUGGCAAGGCGGAGGCAGAGAUUCAGGAGGAUGCUGUGGCUCCAGGGCAGAAGGUGAUCCUGAUUGAUGACCUCUUAGCUACUGGAGGGACAUUGUAUGCAGCAUGUUCCCUGAUGAACCAGCAGCGAGCAGAGGUGCUGGGAUGCCUGGUGGUCGUGGAACUGAAGGAGCUCAAUGGAGCAGAUAAAAUAAAACCACACCCAGUUUACUCACUGCUGAAAUACUGA
Knipowitschia caucasica is the source of this 543-nucleotide messenger RNA. Lineage: Eukaryota; Metazoa; Chordata; Actinopteri; Gobiiformes; Gobiidae. The record is from the annotation of a GenBank genome assembly.